Molecule: messenger RNA, 1106 nt
Organism: Bactrocera dorsalis (oriental fruit fly)
Lineage: Eukaryota; Metazoa; Arthropoda; Insecta; Diptera; Tephritidae
Exons: 3
Coding region: 213-980 (255 amino acids)
Cellular component (GO): nucleus
Source: RefSeq, a predicted model, not a curated record
UUAAGGCGGGUAUUGUCACUUGCGAAGCGAAUGAAAAUUUUGGCGAGUUUCGCCGUGGCGAAUUGUAAGUUGCGAACCUCUAACGAAUUCGCCAGAAAAUGGCGAACGAGUGGCGAAAAUAAAUUUCUGGUAUUGCCACUGGCGAAAAAACGUCAUUCGCUUCGCCAUUAGUGUCAAAAUUUGACGAAUGUAUUUUUUAUUCGCUAUUUGAAAUGGAAAGGACAACAAAACGUACAACAACGCAACAAUUUCAAAAAUUGGUUGCGUUAAUGGAAAAUAAUCCGGACGUCGCCAGAGGAAUGGGGAAUUUUGGAUCGACGAAGAAAAGCAGGGCAGAGCAAUGGGAUCUGUUCGCUGCCGAACUCAAUGCCAUUGGUCCACCAUUGCGAAACGGACGCGAGUGGAAUAAGGUUUGGUUAGAUUAUAAACUGAAACUAAAAAAAAAAAUAGCGACAAACCGACGCGAAACUGUUGCCACAGGAGGAGGACCUUAUGCUCAGCAAAGUUUAUCUCCAUUAGAGCAAAGUGUGGAUGAGCUUCUUCACCUUCAGGCGGCUGUAAAUCCUACAGGCUUAGCAUAUGGCUCUAAUGAAGUGGAAACUGCGGUAAAUAAUAAUGAAAUGCAGCCAGAAGAGCGCACGACCGUGGAAACACAACGAGCCAUGGAUUUGGCAUCGCAAUCCUCAAGCAGCCGUCCUAGAAUGACAGUAGAGGAACGUGAAGUCAUUCGGAUGAAAGCGUUGGAAAAGCAAGCCGAAGUGCAAGACAUCCUUUCCAACAAAAUUGCAAAAAUGGAAAGAAAAAUAGAUGAAAUUGCAAGGUAUGCAAGAAAAACUUAUGAACUUAAACAGGAAGAAAUUAAAUUAAUGAAAAUGAAAGAAGAAAGGAAGAAGGAAGAAUAUUUAGAGAAAAAAAAAAGACAUAAAGAAAAGAUGGAAAUAAAACUACAAAUUUUAAAAUUAAAAAUGCAAAAAAAAUAGGGUGCUUGUAAAUAGAUUGAAUUUAGUUUAUAGUUUAUUUCAUAAGAAUGUGAUGAAUUUUUUUUUAUUUCAUAUUUUAACCAUGUGAUGAAUUUAUUUUUACUUUAUUAUUGUAAGUGACGGAAU